AUGAUCGAAGAGCUCCAUAAAGUUCACGAAGCGUCUAUUUACUGCCUGGCAAUGUCGCCCAAUGGUCACUACCUCGCCACUGGGUCAAAUGAUAAAGCGGUGAAGAUCUUCUCAAAUGCUUCUGAAGGAUUGAAAAUGCAGACAGAAAUGACGAAUCACGAUGGAACGGUGCGUGCUGUUCAAUUUUUGCCUGACGCUGGACAAAACGCAAUUCUUGCCUCUGGAGGAGCAGGAAGUGGCCGUGUCUAUUUGACAGAUGUAGCUGCAGAGCAAGUGCUAUCAUAUGUUUUGCCAAGCAACGCAGGUGUUAUUACCGAUAUCACUGCGCCUAGCCGCCACCUUCUCUACCUGACAUCUGGGCCGACUGUUGUUUCGUGGGACACUCGGCAGAAAAAUACAGAAACUCUUUCCCUUGGUGACUUGGCUGUUCAAUCGCUAUCCUCAAAUACUGGUGAACCGAACUUUCUCGCUACUGGCUCUGAAAAUGGAACUGUUGCCUUCUGGGACAUGCGAAAUACUGAACUGCCUCUUUACCAACAAAAAGCUCACAAUAAAGCCGUCAGAAGUAUUGCCAUGCAAGGACAAUGGCUCAUCGCAGGUUCUAUGGACCAGCACAUUUCACUUCACAACCUUCAGAAGUUCCAAAAUUUGGUUACAAUUGAUUGCGGAGAAAAAGUGGUCGGAUGUGACAUUAGCACCGACAUUGACUGCGCCAUUUCCACUCAAUCCGAUGGCUCUUGCCACUUUUGGAAGAUUUCAUUCGACUCUGCCGAGCUCUAG
This is a messenger RNA of Oikopleura dioica, 780 nucleotides long. The record is from the annotation of a GenBank genome assembly. Lineage: Eukaryota; Metazoa; Chordata; Appendicularia; Copelata; Oikopleuridae.